Messenger RNA from Pocillopora meandrina, 4329 nucleotides. The record is from the annotation of a GenBank genome assembly. NCBI's taxonomy places the organism in Eukaryota, Metazoa, Cnidaria, Anthozoa, Scleractinia, Pocilloporidae.
AGGUUUACAAAAUGGCGGAUGCCAUGCUUUCUUCCUUCGAACGAACUUUUAUCGUGAAUGGAGUAGAGCAAGAUUUCCGAUCCGAUGGAAGGUCUUGUCACGAUUAUAGACAUUUUGAGGUGGAAACUGGGAUCGUGUCAAACACCAGCGGAUCUGCACGACUUCGUUUGGUAUGAUAUAAAACAGGAAUAGGAUACAGUUCUAAUCGUAACUUCUUAUCGAGUGUCAAUCAACUUUGAGUAAAUGCAAGACCACCUGAACUUUUUCCGUGGCUAAGCUCUAGACGAUUCGAUGACAUUGGCUUUUUUUUUGUAGCCUAUGUCAAACUUUUUUUAACAUAACAGAUAGGCAUGUUUAUUAAUCUAAACGCGUCGCGGGGAUCUGAGAGUUGUUUUAAAUUUGGGAAGCUUUUCUUUUUUUUUUUAAUGAUAAGUUCUCGUUAAUGUUUCAGGUCCUAAAAUACAUACAACUCACAUCUUUCUUCUAGGCGGUAAAGCCAAUUCAUUUGCAAAACAUCAACUCAAUUCAUAGUGUAUACAGCUGUUUCGAGAGAGGUUAUCGGGAAGAAAGCGUAAACGAUAAAAAUGAAAGUUCGACUGCACUGGUUAUGAAUAAUUAUCAAUACAACAGCAAAGUAAAUGAUUUUUAGGAUUUUAAAUACUUAUGCAUGAUUUGAGUAAUUGACGAAAUUUUUUUUCAGUUUUCAUGGUUUCUUUUUCAAUUCAUAGUCUACAACAGACAUCUUGGUCGGAGUAAAAGCAGAAAUAGGAGAACCUCAUCUGGAGAAACCAAACUAUGGAUAUAUUGAGUUCUUUGUUGACUGGUAAGUAAUUUUAUUCUUGUUUAUUUUCUAGGGUUUUGCAUUCUAUUUUGAGUAUUUUUCGUUUUGUAACUCCACUAAAUUUUUUCAAAGAUAAUUUUACUCACAGACCUUUUUGUACAGAUGCGUAUUAAUCUACAAAACAUGUUACUCUACUUGCAAUUUACAUUGCUAGUAUUUUUAUCAUAUUGGGAGAAGAGAAAUUGGAUUUUAAAAUGUUGCUUACAUGUGCUAGAGUUUUAUCACUUUUUUAUUUUGUUUUGCUUUUUUAUUUUUUUAUUUUUUUAGCUCUGCAAAUGCUUCUCCUGAAUUUGAAGGUCGCGGAGGAGAUGAACUGGGAGCAAUGCUGGCAAAGAGUUUAGAGAAGGCUUAUAACCACAAGUCUGCCAUCGAUCUAGAGUCAUUAUGCAUCCUACCUGGAAAGCAGUGCUGGGUGUUAUAUAUUGAUGCUCUGGUACGAUAAAGUUUUGUUGUUGAUUUUCUGUAAAAUGUCUGCACGAGGCUUCAUGUAUCUGCCAUUCACGCCAGUUUGGUGUUUGCUCCUCUUCAAAAGUUCCUUUCUGAAAUUAUUGAUUUUUUUACUGUAAGUUGAUCAAGGCAGAGUUAUUAUUACUGAAAAAGCUAUUUUCAAAGGUUAAUGCAUGAACAUUGGCCAUUUGUCUGAGCACUUUGUUGUGAUUAAAUCCUAACAAUUAAAACAUCACAUUUUCAGAAUUAAUUUAGAGGAGAUCCUGCUCUUUUAGUUGGUGAUGAAGCCCAGUUCGGCCAGAACAUUACUUGAACCUCACAACACCUCUCAGCCAAAGAAACUUGUGUACUUUAACUUGAUCAACUUUUUUUUGUUGUCAGUAAUACAGCAGGAUGGGAGAUAGCCCUCUAUAAAGUCUAAAACUUGUUGAACAAGAAAGUGUUUAUCUUGUAGGUGUUAGAAUGUGGUGGGAAUCUGUUUGAUUGUGUGUCCUUGGCAGUAAAGGCAGCUCUUCAUAACACCAGGUAAGAUGUGAUGUACAAUUCUGUUAGAAUGGCAAACUUCAUCAUUUGUUUUCAUCAUCAUCAUCAUCAUUAUCAUUUUUAUUGUCAUGUUACCUUGGUAUUGUUGCAAAGGUGCUUCUCUAGUCCUACCUUGCCAAUGUAUCGUAGAUAAAUAUGUCUUCCUUUGGUUUGAUUAUUAAUAAUUUUGUAAUGAAUAGUGAAUAUCUGAAAUUUAACUCAAUUUUUUCAGAAUUCCAAAUGUUUCAGUAUCUAUGGAAGAAGGAGGUGAAGAACUCGAAAUAUCAGAUGAUCCACAUGACUGUAGAAGACUGGAUGUCAAUUCUAUCCCAGUAACAGUCACUAUGAGUAAGGUAUAGAAACCUGCAACAUUGGUGUGAAGAAAUUUGAAUUUAUUUUCCAACCAGCAAGUGUGUUUGUCAACCUUGUAAUCAACUGUCAGAUCUCAAACACUGUGCAUGAAGAUACAGUUGGAACAAUUUUUGAAACACACACACAUUUUAUUAAUUUCCAAUUAAAUUUUACAGAAAAGAGGAUGAGGUUCAAGUCAUUUGCAUAAGAAAAUCAUGUACUUGGGUCAGCUUACACAAAUCUUUGCUUUAAUAGAAUGCUCAUUUUUGGGAUUAAUGAAUAAGGUCUAAGCCUGUCUUGUUCAUUAUCCAUAUAAGAUGCCUUUGGGAAGGCUUUUUUGGGAUUUAAAUUUGAUUUUAAAACAUUUUAGAUUGGUCAUCGUCAUGUUGUGGAUGCCAGUCUUCAAGAGGAAGCUUGUAGUCUUGCUCAGUUACUAGUGUCAGUGAAUGGUGACAACAAUAUCUGUGCAAUGCAGAAAGUUGGCCAAGGUGCUCUGGAUCCAGACUCUAUUUUUGAGAUGACUGAGGUAAUGAAGGUUCUUCUCUUUUGUUGCAGCAUUAGUUACACUAUUUAUUCAUUCUUAUACCUACACUCCUGCUAACCUACUUACUCUUCCCCUGACUAGGUGACAUUGAACCACAUAAUGCAGAAAAGACAUUUAAAUCAUAUACAUUAAUGAUUAGUAGUUAAUGAUUAAUGCCAAUUAAUGCAGUUAUCCAAGACAACUAAGUUAUGAAAUAAGAAACAUUGCACUCAUGUUUUGUUUGUGCACCCUAUCUAUCACAUUUGUGAUUGUAUAACAACAGGUGCAAUGUAUUAUGUCUGAGUUGUUUGUAGUUAACUUUUUCAGUUCUUCCAUUGUAUCAAAUGUUCCUUAGAAAUCCAGUAGAGAUUUUAAUUAGAGUUUGAUCAGUAACUAACCAGCAAGAAGGGAAUGAUUAGCAUUCUCAAGUUUAUUGUCUUCAGUGAUUAUUCUCAAUCCUGUCCUGAUAACACCUUUUUAACCUAUGAUUGAGAUAAUAAAUACAUACUAUGAAGAAAAGAGUGGUUUUAUUUUAAAAAUCACAUUAUGUUAUCUGAUAGCACUGUUUUUUCUUUUCAGACAGCAAGUUCUGUUGGAAAAUCAUUGAACAAAGCACUUCUGAAAGUCCUUGAAAAAGAGGAAGUUGAAACAAGUAAAAAUAAAGACAAGGUUGGUUUUCUAUUAUAGAUGAAGGGCCACCUUAAAAGUCAAUUGUGUCAAGGAGAGCACUGGUUUCAAUUAAGCAGGGAGACCCACCUAUGGAGAUUGAGAUGUCACCUCACCUUUGGUGUGUGACAUAGUUGUGCAAGACAAUAGAAGUCAGAAAAUAUCCUGAAUACAGUCUUGAGCUGGAUAGUGAAAUCUGUCCCUUCCAGUGAUGAUGAUGAAGAACUGAAAUGCAAGAAACCACUGCCUGAGGGAUGGUCCGAUAAUGUUAUCCUUUCCUUUCAUGGUAUCUUCACCAACUCUUAUCAACACUGGUCUGUUUGCAUAUCAAGGAAGGGUAUCAGCGAAUAUCUAUCUCAAGAGACUUCACGCAUAUAAUUAUUAUAAUUGAUUAUCAUAGUUGUUCUUUCAAAUGUUACCCUUCAAAGCUGCAAAGUAUGAGCUGACUUGUUAGGCAUACCUUGAAGAAAUGAGCCAACUUAGGGGCGUGGCCUACCAUAUGCACUGGUCUAUAUCUAGUGGCUUUGGAACUAAUGUGCCACAGUGUCAGUGAGACCUCUCUUACAGACUAGGAAGGAUCAAGAAUGCAUUUUUUAAUUUAUCAAGAAUAAGAAUAUUUAUUUUUUAAAAAGCCUUCUGUACAGUAUCUUAUUCUUUUUCUUGUCUUCUACAUUAAUAAACAGAGUUUUCCUUCGUUACUGAAGUGCUAACCAGAAAAUUUCUUGAGCCAGAGCUCCCUCCACCUGCUUGAGGUAAUUAUUUGUUACCAGUGAGCUGUCAGGACAACCUGGCAAAAUGCAGUGGAUUUUGUUCAGUUGAUAUCCCAUUUGAAGGGGAAGGGGGUGGGUGGUUCAAAAUGUACUCUCUGUCACCUGGUAUUUAUGGGGUUAGUAAUAAGCUCGGGUACUUAUUGGACGCAAUUCAACAACCUUGACUUUAUGUUCAGAAAGGAAAAAUCUAUUGCAAAUAAAAAUGUGGA